AUGAGUACCGAUGGUGGUCGUUUUCCAUUCUACGCCGUGCAAAGGGGUCGUGUUCCUGGCGUGUAUCGCUCAUGGCAAGAGUGUGAGCAACAAGUCAAUGGCUACCGAAACAGCGAACACCGUGGGUUCCGUGAUUUGGUUGAGGCUAUGGCUUGGCUACGCAGCGCGGCAACUCUUCCCGCCCGUCAGCCAACACCACCUAUUCAAACGGGGAGAAGAAGACCUUUGAGGUUGUUAGAGGAGGCCUUCUAUUCAAUCUCUUCAUCCCAGCAAGUAUCUUCCGGAGUAGUUCCAUCGAAUAGCCAGAAAUGUGGUAGUGGCAGCAACCCUGAUGAACAGGGAGUGGUGGGGCCAGAUGAUAAUGUGCUUUUUGGUUUCAUGGUGGUUCUCCCCCACAAUGGCAGAGGACUAGAUCUUGUGGCUCACGAUUUGUUGUGCUACGAAGAACGCUUUACUCGUCAAGAAGUUUCAUUUACAAUGUUGGAUAAGAUUCUUUUUGCCAUCGAUUAUACUAUUCUUGAUUACAACCAUCGCAUUGUUGUACAUGUCACGGCGCAGUUGAAUCAGGACAAGAAGGAAGAAAUUGACCGAUUGAACGAGAGAAUUCGUAAACUGGAGCUUGAAAACAAGUACCGGGUUGUAAGGGAUGAUCUUGUUGGUGUUUUGGUUGGAUUUUUAGUAACAAAGAUACUUAAUCUGGAUCCUAAUGGAAUACAGUUUGCCGUUGGGUUCCCUCAAGGUGUAAUAAAGUAG
This is a messenger RNA of Arachis duranensis, 753 nucleotides long. RefSeq lists its product as uncharacterized. NCBI's taxonomy places the organism in Eukaryota, Viridiplantae, Streptophyta, Magnoliopsida, Fabales, Fabaceae. The transcript has 4 exons. The record is from RefSeq and is a predicted model, not a curated record. Bases 1 to 753 code for a protein of 250 amino acids.